Syzygium oleosum is the source of this 591-nucleotide messenger RNA. RefSeq lists its product as uncharacterized. Bases 1 to 591 code for a protein of 196 amino acids. Gene Ontology annotation, molecular function: polysaccharide binding. The transcript has a single exon. Lineage: Eukaryota; Viridiplantae; Streptophyta; Magnoliopsida; Myrtales; Myrtaceae. The record is from RefSeq and is a predicted model, not a curated record.
AUGCCCAGAACAAUCACCUGUGCUCCUUCAGCGUGCGGCGAGGUUGGUAACAUACCCUCUCCCUUUCGAUUGAAGGACAACUUGAAAGGCUGCGGUGACUCGAGCUUCGAGUUAGCGUGUGAGGAUAACUGUACGGUGCUAUCUUUGUUAGAUGGCCGAUAUCACGUGAAAUCGAUAAACAUUUGGAGUUUUUGGUAUAAUGGGGGUAUGGAAGUGAUCGAUCUCGGGCUGCAAAAGGGCAACUGUUCCUGCCUUCCUCUCCACCCGUUAAUGCCCUCUAAUUUCAGUGAAGAAUACCCGUUCUUCAUCGCUCCUAUUUAUCCCAUGGUGACCAUGAUGUCUUGCUCAAAGCCGGUGAGAUCUCCUUUAUAUAUCAAUGUCGAACCAUGUAUAACUCUAAAUGGUUAUUACUCAUAUGCCGUCAUCAACGCAAGUGCAUCUGAAAUUGAGGAAUUUUGCACCAUAACCACGUCAAUAGUUACAGGAAAUUAUUUACUGUAUAAAAUAGAAGCAUUGUUUGGCGAGAAUCGCAAGAUCUCCUACAACGACAUCCAUGAUACCCUGGCCAACGGGUUUAAUCUCUCCUAUUGA